AUGGCUUGGGAAUCUGAUGAGUAUGCACAGGCUCUGCUUGCUCUUGCACGUUCACAGCCGUCCAACUCGCCAACUCCGAUUAGUGCUCCUGGCGUCUUGUGUUCUCCCAACACCUCAUUUGUGCCACAACCCACCUAUCAUGGGCAGCACGUGUGGGGAGAUCCAGCAUAUGGCACUAUGCAACACCAGCCACUGGCACACUCGACGACCGUCAACAGCACUUCAGGAACCAGCGCUUGA
Suillus subalutaceus is the source of this 240-nucleotide messenger RNA. RefSeq lists its product as uncharacterized. Lineage: Eukaryota; Fungi; Basidiomycota; Agaricomycetes; Boletales; Suillaceae. The transcript has 2 exons. The record is from RefSeq and is a predicted model, not a curated record. The coding region runs from base 1 to 240 and encodes 79 amino acids.